This is a messenger RNA of Clonostachys solani, 570 nucleotides long. Lineage: Eukaryota; Fungi; Ascomycota; Sordariomycetes; Hypocreales; Bionectriaceae. The record is from the annotation of a GenBank genome assembly.
AUGAGACUUGUCAUAGCGCUUCUUCUUGCCUCUCUUGCGGUUUGCUUCAAGCGGCCAGGGAGAGCGAACAUUUUCAUGAUCCCGCACGGUGAGAUGACGACCAACGGCACCCACCGCUUAAGCGAGGACGGCCUCGCACGUGCUGAAUGCCUUCGUGAACUCUUUGGGCCCGGGUCUGAGUACCAUAUUGGCUUAAUUGUAGCCCCGCAACAUAUAUGGAGGCUAGCGAGGGUCGAAAAAUUGGGAUACGACACUGUAGCUCCUCUUGCCAAAGACUUGGAAGUCAACAUUCGUGCUUCUUGCCCCCGGAAAAUCUACGGCUGCGUAUUGGACGCUAUUGAUCACUGGGUUGGCGAUGGAAAUGUUCUCAUCUGCUGGGAACCCAAGUUGCUCGGCAAGCUGUCGCGGCUGAUUGGCGUGAGACGCCUUGAGGUCUACCCGACCUUCAGGCAUGACAUAAUUUGGGAACUCACCCAAAGUCGAAAUUACAUAAAAGAAAGGACUCUUCAGAAAUGCCCAGGAUUAGAUGUUCCUUGGGUUAAUCUGGACACGGAAGACGACUUACAAUGA